Messenger RNA from Rotaria sp. Silwood2, 249 nucleotides. The record is from the annotation of a GenBank genome assembly. Lineage: Eukaryota; Metazoa; Rotifera; Eurotatoria; Philodinida; Philodinidae.
AUGAAAGGAAGUCUAUUACUCGUUUCUGGUAUAAUUCUAUUAAAUUAUUGUGCGAAUUCAACUUUAAAAGAUGUUAAUAUUAUUCAAACAACUAAAGAUGAAGAUCAAUGCAUUAAAACAACAAUUGUAACAGGAAUAAAUCUUGAAAGUGGAAAACUAAUUAAUCGUGGUGCUUCAUCACGGUGUCAAUCAUAUUCAAGUAAACAAAUUUCGAUUAUUUGUUGUCAAUUGGACUAUUGUAAUGCAUGA